AUGGCGUUGAGCACCCAAAGAACCUCUGCUUUUCAUCCUUCAGCUGAUCAGUCGGCUCCUCCUCAUUGGAAGUACGAUGUGUUUUUGAGUUUCAGGGGUGUAGACACUCGAAAUGGCAUUUUAUCCCAUUUAUACCACGAAUUGCAGAACAGGUGCAUCAAAACAUUCAUGGAUGAUCCAGAGCUUGAAAGAGGGACAACUAUUUCUUCUGAGCUCUUCAAAGCAAUCCAAGAAUCAAGGCUUGCAAUCGUUGUUCUCUCGCCAAACUAUGCUUCUUCUUCCUGGUGCUUGGAUGAACUUACAAAGAUUAUCCAAUGCAUGAAAUCCAACGGCACAGUUCUGCCUGUGUUUUAUAAUGUGGAUCCCUCUGAUGUGCGAAAACAAAGUGGCAGUUUUGCAGGCGUGUUCACUGAGCAUGAGAAAAGGUUUAGGGAAAACAUGGAAAAGGUGAAGCGCUGGAGAGCUGCUUUAACAGAAGUUGCCAAUUUAUCUGGGUUGGAUUCAAAGAAUCAGUGUGAAAGAAAGCUCAUUGAAAAGAUUGUUGAAUGGGUGUGGAGGAAAGUGCAUUGCACAUUCAAAUUGUUAGAUUCAACAGAGUUAGUGGGAAUUAAGUUUACACGUGAGCAAAUGGAUUUGCUUGUAGCUCCUACAGAUGAUGUUCGCUUUGUAGGGAUAUGGGGGAUGGGAGGCAUUGGCAAGACCACCAUUGCUAGGCUUGUUUAUGAAAGCAUUUCUUUUCAUUUUGAAGUUCCCUGCUUUCUUGCUAAUGUUAGAGAGGCUUCUGAAGGUAAUCGUCUUGUUGAUCUACAAAGACAGCUUCUUUUCCCUAUCUUGAAGAAACAAAUUACUCAAGUUUUGAAUGAAGACUGGGGGACCCAUUUCAUUAAGAAUUGCUUAUGUAAUAAAAAGGUUCUUCUCAUUCUUGAUGAUGUGAAUGCAUCAAGCCAACUAGAGAAAUUUGCGAAGGAAAAGGAUUGGUUUGGUAAGGGGAGUAUAAUCAUCAUUACAACUAGAGAUGAACGGUUGGUUAAAAAGCAUGAUAUGGAGAUAUCAUAUAAGGUAGAGGGAUUAGGUGAUGAUGAGGCUCUUGAGCUCUUUAGUCUGAACGCCUUUAAAAAAUUGGAGCCCGAGGAAGGGGAAGGACAAGAAGAAGUAAUUGAAAUACUAAACAGUUGUGACCGUGGUGGUGGGAUAAAUGCUCUCGUUGAGAAGUCGCUCUUAACUAUUGAUAUUUCAAACAACGUUACAUUGUUGGGAUGCAUGAUCUGA
Molecule: messenger RNA, 1269 nt
Organism: Prunus armeniaca (apricot)
Lineage: Eukaryota; Viridiplantae; Streptophyta; Magnoliopsida; Rosales; Rosaceae
Source: the annotation of a GenBank genome assembly